AAACAAGAAUGGAUCGUGCCUUUCACCGGACGAUUCCGCGUGGAGGCCUGCGGGGCAUCUGGAGGAAAAGGAUCCAGUGGAGUGGAGGGAGGCAGGGGGGCUAAAGUAAGUGGCAAUGUCUUGCUGACGAAAGGAGAGAGAAUUAUUGUACUUGUCGGACAAAGAGGCUCAUCGGAUGCUCUUCACAAACCGGGAAGUGGAGGUGGUGGAACGUUUGUUAUCUCUCAAGUUGGGCCUCUUCUUGUAGCUGGCGGUGGCGGAGGGGGAGGUGCAUUAAAAAAUGGUUCCCACGGAAAUGAUAAACAGAAUGGAAGCGGUAUCGGUGCUGGGAGUCAUGGUUUAGGGGGGUUUGUUUGUAAACAAUCUGGCCCAUACGGUCAUCCACCAGAUUCUGGCUCGGGUGCUGGCAUUAAUGGAAGUGGAGGAUGCCGUGUUGAUGGAGAGCCAUGCACAAGGCAUCCCUGUCACGAAGGAGGACAAUCAUUUACAGAGGGAGGAAAGGGAGGCAAGACAGAGGGAGGAAAGGGAGGCAAGGAGCCAAACUGUCAUGGUGGUUUUGGUGGUGGAGGAGCUUGCACGGACUUUGCACCUGGGGGAGGGGGUGGAUAUUCGGGUGGUGGAGUCGAUGAUAACAAGGCUGGGGGAGGGGGAGGGUCCUUCGUGGAUGAUGUGAUGGCUAGGUGGAGUGUUAUUAAGGGAGGGUGUGACGAGGGGGAUGGGUACGUUUCUUUUAUCAGUGAAGAGUGAUUCCAAUAAUAGAGCGGUUUUCAAGUAUAUAUCAAACACUCGAGAGAGUGUUUCGUCGAGAUGUCACCGAGAAACACCGAGAUCGAAGAGAGUUGAA
Molecule: messenger RNA, 844 nt
Organism: Orbicella faveolata
Lineage: Eukaryota; Metazoa; Cnidaria; Anthozoa; Scleractinia; Merulinidae
Molecular function (GO): calcium ion binding
Source: RefSeq, a predicted model, not a curated record